Messenger RNA from Fusarium coffeatum, 867 nucleotides. RefSeq lists its product as uncharacterized. Lineage: Eukaryota; Fungi; Ascomycota; Sordariomycetes; Hypocreales; Nectriaceae. The record is from RefSeq and is a predicted model, not a curated record. The transcript is spliced from 2 exons. The coding region runs from base 1 to 867 and encodes 288 amino acids.
AUGUCGGACCGUGUUAGUCAACUCGCAGGCCAUCUCAACUACCCCAAAGGUCUACUUGCAGGCCAAGUAGCAAUCAUUACAGGUAGCGGCCAAGGCAUCGGCGCGGAAGCAGCGAGAUUAUUCGCUAAAGAGGGCGCAAAGGUUAUUGUUGCAGACAUUGACGCGGAAAAAUGCAAGGCUGUCGCUGAAAGCAUAAACAAGGACGGCGGCCAAGCCAAAGUCGUGCCUGGCGAUAUCCUAAAAGCAGAUUACGUUGAGACUCUGAUCAAGAGCGCCGCUGACUUUGGCGACGGCAAGAUCAACAUUAUUGUCAAUAACGCUGGCUACACUUGGGAUGGCGUUAUUCACAAAAUGACGGACAAGCAGUGGGAUACUAUUCUCGCCCUGCAUUGCACCGCUCCAUUUACUCUUGUUAGAGCUGCAGCACCAUACUUUCGCGUAAAGGAUGGUGCUCCUCGCUGCAUCGUCAACAUAUCGUCUACAUCUGGUGUCCACGGAAACGCGGGCCAGCUCAACUAUGCCCUUGCUAAAGCGGGUGUUACUGGCUUCACUAAGACGAUUGCAAAGGAGUGGGGUCCCUCUUUUGGCGUGAGGGCGAAUACCGUUGCCUUUGGACAUAUUCUCACGCGAUUGACAGCGGCUAAGGAGGAGGGUGCGUUUGUAAAGGGUCCAGACGGUGAGCAGAUUGCGCUGGGUAUCCCGGCGAAGCAGAAGCAAGCUGCUGGAGAUGCUGCUUUUGCGGAUAUUCCUCUCAGAAGGGCAGGUACCCCCACUGAAGCUGCGAGUGCUAUUUUGGCCGUGGCCAGUCCUUUGUUUUCUUAUGUUACAGGACAGACCAUCAUGGUGACCGGAGGACGUAACAUGUAA